AUGACGCAGGAGCAGUGUCGGGAGAGUUUGCAGAAGAGUUUGCAGGUCUACGGGAUGACCAGCAUUGGCAAAGGCAAUCUGGACGGAUUUGCCACCUAUACUACGAAGCAAUCGACGGCUCAUGAUGCGGAAUGGGGUGGAAGUGCGGCAUUGAACGGGGUCUUGGGCAUCAGCCAUUACGUGUCCAACCUUCUUAGUUCUGUAUUCACACACACGCUCGAGAAAAUCGCGGGGCCGUCCGUCAGCGCUUUCGUGUUUUGCUUAGACAGCACGGACGUCGGGAAGAUGAAGGAAGCGGCCUCGUACCUAUUCGAACUCAUGUGUCUGCCGCAAUGGCAACGAACACCCCCUGCUCUCUGCGUCCUGAUAACCAAACGAGACUUGUCUGGUGCGCGACAUAAAAACUUGAUUCGGGAUGAUCUGGAACGAGAAAUCGAGAGACUCAUUCGCGCCUCACGUGGAGCCGUCCUGGCUGCGGACAUCCCCCACUCGUCCAACGCCGUGUCCCGUUUCUUACGUCGAAUACAACAAAAAUACCACUUGCCCGAAUUUGUUGCCCGUGUGGUCUCUUUUCAAGCUAAAUCCAAAUCUAAAAAUGAAUUCAAGUUCUCCAAGACGCCCAAUACAUUCUUCAGAUUCAAUAAUAUCAACAGCCCGUUCUUCCAAUUUCUUUCAGGUGAUAACCUGGAUGAAAACGUUCAACUCACGAAAGCAUUUAUUCAAAGGGCUACAAUCCUUCAACGAUAG
Molecule: messenger RNA, 747 nt
Organism: Gregarina niphandrodes
Lineage: Eukaryota; Apicomplexa; Conoidasida; Eugregarinorida; Gregarinidae
Product: signal recognition particle receptor beta subunit
Exons: 1
Coding region: 1-747 (248 amino acids)
Source: RefSeq, a predicted model, not a curated record